Messenger RNA from Conger conger (European conger), 5968 nucleotides. It is a transcript of the gene lpgat1, whose product is annotated as lysophosphatidylglycerol acyltransferase 1. Lineage: Eukaryota; Metazoa; Chordata; Actinopteri; Anguilliformes; Congridae. Gene Ontology annotation, molecular function: acyltransferase activity. The record is from RefSeq and is a predicted model, not a curated record. Gene Ontology annotation, cellular component: endomembrane system. The transcript has 9 exons. Bases 991 to 2103 code for a protein of 370 amino acids.
UCCUGGGGCGGCUGCAAGAGAAAAGAUAAUCGAAUCUCCCAUAUGAGCAACUAUCUGGCAAAUUAUUACACUGCCCCAGCCGUCGGACUGUCGCCGAGGUCGAACUUGCGAUAAAAAAGGAGUUUGACAUGGUGUCACUGCCAAUGCACCUUUGCAUUCGGGUCAGAUGCGACAGAAAACGGAAAGGACAACUUUAAAACCCGGACUGUUAGCCCAAAUGCUUAGUCGUCUAGCUGGAUGCCAUGAAGAAUCAUCCGCGGGUGCACGCAUGAAAUAAGCAGCUAGGCUGCUAGCCAAGGAAUCGCAGUCUGAAUUAGCUAACGGAAAUGUGGUCCGUUUGCAUAAGGAAAUGGUAGCUAUGAUGACUAGGGCCCUGGAUAUGAUACAACUAGCUAGCUAGCUACAUAUAUGACAGGCUGUAGCUAACGUUACUGUCUAUUCAUAUUUUAAGUAGUUGGCUGGUUACUAUCAUUUGCUGGCUACAUCUGCCGGCAUUUUCACGGCGGCUCGACUAUAAGUUGGAUUUAGGGUAACGGUAGGUAGCUAACAGCAAGGUAGCCGUACCGUAAGAUAUAUUUUUUUAUUGACGGCACUGGGUCAUUUUGUAUGCAAACGGGAAAUUAACCAUUCCAGAUUAGCUACAAUCGAGAAAGGGAGUUCUUUGUCAUGGGAGCCGUUUGGAAGCGAAUGGACAACAUGCGGAGGAAAGUGUGAAAGCUUGAUUCGCCGUUAUUCCAGUCGCACCACGAGCAUCGGCUCUCAUUUCCUCGCCGUUUCCCGGUUAUCGCCGCUCCCACCAUGGGCGCAGCCCCUGCUGCAUAGCGCCGGGCCAGGAGACACGGUGUAUGCGCCCGGGACCUCCUCGCCUUGGACGGUAAUGCGAGGCUUGGAAGAGACUCGAUUUGAACCCGGCGUCGGCCUCCGUGCGUGAUAUUUAACGGCUCUGCACAGACUGCAAUAUUCAGGCGGGGAGACUUCGGGCGACACAGCAUGGCUCAGAUUUUCGAAGAAGCCCGGAAGGUGGGCUGGAUUCUGCUCCGGGCCCUGAUACGCUUCGCCUUCAUGUUCAUAAAUAACUGUGUAGCCAUACCUUCAUACUGCCUGUACCUGCUGGUCCUGCAGCCGCUACGGCUAAUGGACAGCCGCGCUUUCUGGCAGAUCGAGGGGGUCAUGUUUAAGUGGAUGCUGGCCAUGGUUUCGUCCUGGGGAUGGAUCGCCGGUUAUACAGUGACUGAGUGGGGAGAUGACGUGAGGCCCAUCUCGGAGGAGGAGGCGAUGGUGCUGGUGAACCACCAGGCGACGGGUGACGUGUGCACGCUCAUGAUGUGUCUGCAGAACAAGGGCACGGUGGUGAGGAAGAUGAUGUGGCUGAUGGACCACGUGUUUAAGUACACAAACUUUGGCCUGGUCUCCCUCAUACACGGUGACUUCUUCAUCAGACAGGGUAAGGCUCACAGGGACCAGCAGCUGGUGAUCCUGAAGGAGCACCUGGAGAAGCGCUACUACAGCCGGGACAGGAAGUGGGUGGUGCUGUUCCCCGAGGGCGGCUUCCUGCGCAAGCGUCGCGACACGAGCCAGACCUUCGCCAAGAAGAACAGCCUCCCGCACCUAUCCCACGUCACCCUGCCCCGCCUGGGAGCCACGCAGGUCAUCCUCAAAACGCUCGGGCCCCAGCAGGAGAACGGGUCGCUGGGGGUCGGCGACACGGAGCCCACAGUGCGGAAGCCACGGGGGCUGCAGUGGGUGGUGGACAUCACCAUUGCGUACCCUAACGCCCGGCCCAUGGACAUCCAGACCUGGAUCUUUGGGUACAGAGACCCUACAGUCACGCACGUGCACUACAGGGUCUACCCCAUUAAAGACGUUCCCAUGGAAACAGAACUCCUCACAGACUGGCUGUACCAGAGGUUCGUGGAGAAGGAGGACCUCCUGGCACACUUCUACCAGACAGGUGCUUUCCCUCCGCCUAAGGGUCAGAAGCAGGCCGUUUCUAAGGAGAUGACCCUUGACCCCGUGUGGCUGUGUGUGAUCCAGUCGCUGGCGUUUGCGUCGGGCUACAUGUGGUACAGUGUGCUUCAGUACUUCUACUGCUGCCUGUUCUGAUUGGCCAGCUCCGCCCCCGGUCACUCUGCUAACCAAUCACCAUCCUCCUGAGGUUUGAAUGUAAAUUAGCCACGCCCAGGGAGGCGCCACCAAACGGAACAAUUCUGUGCGGAAUUUCCUCCGAGCGCCCGUACGCAACGCACACACACCCAAACACACACACACACACACACACACCCAAACACACACAGACAUAUACACACACUCACCCAAACAGACAUAUACACACACACAUACACACACACACACACACACACGUAGACAAGCAAACAUGCCCACGCACACUUUGACACAAGCAUACGCACACAAACGUAGACAUACACACACACACUCUCUCUCACACACACACACACACACACACACACACUACUAAACUCAAAGGCUCAGGGUUAACCUGGAGAAGGAUGUGGAUACUGAAGCCCCGCCCCCUGUAGGACGAUGUGAGAGGAGGCCCCGCCUUCCUCCCAGGCCCUGCCCACUUCCUGCCCCUCCCCUCCGCAGCUCGCCCUGGGACAGGGGGCAUUCUGGGACACCUGGACCUCCACGACCCCUCCCCUCACCUGGGUCAGCCUCAUCCUCCCCGCCCCUCCCUCCUCGAUUGCACUAUAGAUCCGUACUGCCCCCCCCAGCCCUCCUCCAAAACCCAGCGUCUUUUAAAACAACACGCACUGCAAUACGAUUUUAUUUUCUGUCUUUAUGGAUUAUUGUUGUUGUUGCGCGUCUUAUUUUUUAUUUUUUAAACGUUUAUUUUAGACCGUACCCCUGCAAAUUGCCUCAGGUGUACGGUGUCCCCCCUGUUUACACUGGUCAGCCAUUUUAAGACUAACCUGGGGAGGUCAGGGAGGGGGCUGGAACGGACCCCCCCCAGACGCACUGAUGAAGGAGCGCUGAUGGUGUGUAGCCCCCCCUCAACCCCCCCCGCCGCCGGGACCUGUUCUCCUGCCACUCUGCUUCAAACUACAUUUUAAAAAAACUACAAAAAAAAUAAAUGUAAAAAAAAAAAAGAAAAGAAAAAGACAAAAAAAGACUUUUCGACACCUCCCCCCGUCAGCCAACAAAGACAUUGGCGGUCACUGAUUUUAACAAAAAAAACAAAAAAUUGAUGGGAUAACAGAAAUGGCUGUUUAUGCCAAGCCGCGGCAGACUGCUGUGCUCACUAAUGUGUAAGCCAUACACACUUACAGUCCGUGGAACUGCGAUCGACGACCAAAAAAAGAGAAUGGACUUUUUAAAAAUGAAACUACCAAAACCGCGCGUUUAAAAAAACUAGGUUUUUUUUCCCCCCUGUACCCUUUGCUUUCCUGCAUUGUUAAACCCAGAUUUCGCAGACAGGACUUUGUAGGUGUUCUUACUGUAAAUUUUAACAGCAUAACCUGCCUAUGUGAGUGUGUGAGAUUCCUGUUCUUUUUGUUUUGAUUUCGUUUGUUUAUUUUAUUUCCCCGUGUAAUCAUUGCAGUUCGCUAAGUGAAGUCCCGAUUACUGAUGAAUGCACAGUUGGCUGUCAGAUAUUUCUUCUUCUUUUGAAAUUACUUGAAAUGUUGUCCGAGUCCUGAUAUGUUCAAUCUUGUACAAAGAGCCAGGCAGGAAAUCCAUGUUUAUUUGACUAGAACCGUCGUUUUAUGUCUAAUGCUUCUGUUUUAGUUUGAAAUACCAUGAAUGUUUAAAAGGUGUAGACCUGUCAUAACUAAGUGGGUUUUUUUGUUGUUUUUUUUAAUAUAAUUUUUCUCAGACAGUCUUGACGGUUUCAGCAGCUCCGUAUCUUUCCACAAUUUGCUUCCACGAACGCGUGCCAUGUACAAUAAUGGUGGCGUUUUACCGAUAGCAAAAAAAAUUUAACCCGCAAGAAAUGUAAUGCGUGAACCAGUAAUGUUUGUGAUUCGUGUUCUGUCCGUUUACAUGCCUACAUUUUAAAAAAGUGACCCAAAUAUCAAAGAAUAUGUUAGAACAUGUUAGGGAAUGAUUAUCCUUAAUCAGUAAAACCGUCGCUUGCCCUGGUGAACAACAAAAUUGUUGUUAAAAUAUGUAUGGAAAGGUUUUUUUUUUUUUUUUUUACCUCUAGGAAUUCAACUUAUAGGAAUUGUCAACGUAGUCCGUUUAAAACCGUAAUGUACGGUUGCGAUGCGCAAAUCACCUGGUGUGUAAGCUGCCAUUUUAGAUGAGCACCUGACCGUAAAGAUGCCAAGCAGUUUGAAAGCAGUGCAUUGUGGGUCCGUUUACAACAUUAAUGGCAGUUCAUGUCAAAAAUUCCGUUGGGAGUUUGCGAAACACGCAAGUCUCUUUUUCAGAUAAAUGGACAGUGAUUAUGGCCCUUGUUGUCUGGACACAUGGCUGUAGACAAAUUAGGAGUCUUAAAGUAUAUCAGAGUUGUGGAUAAUCGUUUUUUGCUAUCUAGCUUGUCAUUUUAGGAGACGUUUCGUGGCUGGAUAUAAACAAAAUAUUUGACAAAUCUCCUCGAGGGUUGUAGCUAAUACACGUCCUUUCAGUUCGGGUGAAAUGAAGGGAAAUGUUAACUUACAUUGACUUAUUGAAAACCACUUAACUAUUUCAUUUUCGCAUUUUAACAGUAUUGAAUGGUGUCGUUCGGCCACUCCCGUCCGUAUCAUUUCCUUGUCAGUGGUGUCAGGUCAGUGAAUUCCGUUUGAAUUAGUUUCGUAACCCAAGCUGGGCAAAACAUUGAAGGGGGCGACCAACAGCAUUAAAGAGGUAGUAAAUUGCCCGUGAUGACAUUGGAAAUGUCCUCGUCUCAGAGUUCUGUAAGACCAAUAAGGUGUAGUUUUCGCAUUCGCAGCUCGCUGAAAUGUUUACUUGUUUCGCCGGAAAUUGCUGUUUUGCACUGUCCACUAAGAACCAGAAACGAGCCACCGUGGCGCAAACGGAGAAUUGGCUCGCAGUGUGGUGUGAUUUAGCCGAUAAGCUAACCCCAGUUUACGCUCUUCGUGCUCAGACCCUGGUUUAUAAGUACAUGUCGUUCGUUAUAAAUGGAGAGUUCGUUGCCACAAAGACCCCAACCGUUUGGCCUCGCAUCUCCUCAGCCAUAAUCAAUUGCAUUGGUUUGAUUUAUGCAGGAAAGCCCAUUUCCACAGUAGCCUCCCUUGUGGGCUGACGAAGUUGUUUUUGUUUAGUGUUUUAUAAGCUGGAAGAAUGAUUCUGACCUGUUAGUUCGGGUGGGGUGGGGUCUGAAGGGAAUGGUCUAGUCUGACAAAUGAUGUUGACGUCGCAGCCACUUAAGUGGUUCGUUUGCGUUAGUUUUCAUGUGAUUCUGAUGGAAUUCAUGUCAUUUGUUUUUUUUUUGGUUGUUUUUUUCAUUUUUUCAUUUUUUUGUGCAAAUAAAGGAAGUCUCGUCCAACUCCCCAGUGAAAGCCGUGGUUUGAAUCGUUGUCUCGUAUGGGCUUGGCUGCUUUGACGGCUGAAUACAAGCUGUCAGCUGAACCCGUUUGCGUUUUGUGGGCUGGUUUUUGAAGGUGAUGGUUGGACCAGGACACUUGACCAACGUCUCUGUGGAUUUAAGAGGCACAGAGGAGACCCACAGCUCCAGGCAGGACACCCAAAAUGUCCUGGGAGAAAGCUUUCACCAGUCUGUCUCAUGGCUAUUGUGCUCAUCUUGGAAAACCGACUGUUUAUCAACCAUAGUCAUUGGAAAUAGUGUUAAUGUUUUUGUUUAGUUUAAAAAAAAAAAAAAAGAUUAUUAUUAUUUCUUUAUAUUUAUGAAGAAUGAAAGGAGGUGUCUGAACUUUGGGAGCUGAGUCACAUUUUACUGGUUUAAAAAAAAAUAAACAAAAAUAAAUGAGUUUCAAGAUUGUUGUCUGUCGCAUUUCAAAAAAAGCAAAACCCUGUUUCACAAAAUAUUGCCAAUUCAAUAAAUCUU